Molecule: messenger RNA, 2586 nt
Organism: Salvia splendens (bonfire salvia)
Lineage: Eukaryota; Viridiplantae; Streptophyta; Magnoliopsida; Lamiales; Lamiaceae
Product: eukaryotic translation initiation factor 3 subunit D
Exons: 2
Coding region: 37-1788 (583 amino acids)
Biological process (GO): translational initiation
Cellular component (GO): cytoplasm; eukaryotic translation initiation factor 3 complex
Molecular function (GO): translation initiation factor activity
Source: RefSeq, a predicted model, not a curated record
CCCUAAAUCCUAUCUCAAUUUCACACAGCAGCAACAAUGGUAGGAUUCGAAAUCGGUGCCGUGCCUUUCAAUCCCGAUGGCUGGGGUCCGCCGGAUUCCGCCACCGCCGGACUCUCCGUCCCCAACCACCCCUCCAAUGUUCCUUUUGCCCCCUUCUCCCGCUCGGAGAAAUUGGGGCGCAUUGCCGAUUGGACCCGAAACAUGAACAAUUCCGGCCGCCCCGGAUCCAAGCAGGGCGGCUAUCACGGCGCAGAUUCCGCCUUCGAUUUCUCCGGCGACGACUCCUUCGCCACCCUCGCCGCCGAUGAGGAUUCCUCCUUCCGCCUCGUCGACACAUCCGCCAAAUCGCACCACCACAACCCUAACCGCCCCAAAUUCAACCCUAGGUGGCGAUUCAACCCUCACCACGCCCGCUCGCAGCUCCCGCAGCGCCGCGACGAAGAGCAGGAGGCAAAGAAGCGAGAUGCCGAGAAGGAGCGCGCGCGCCGCGAUCGGCUGUACAACGCUAACCGCUCGCAGCCGCAGCGCCGCGAGUCAUCGGUGUUCAAGUCCUCCGUCGAUAUCCAGCCGGAAUGGAAUAUGUUGGAUCAAAUCCCCUUCUCGAGCUUCUCGAAGCUCUCCUUUUCGGUGCCGGAGCCUGAAGAUUUGUUGAUUUGCGGCGGCUUAGAGUUCUACGAUAGGUCUUACGAUCGGAUUACCCCGAAGAAUUCCCGUCCCUUGGAGCGAUUCAAAAGCCGCAAUUUCUUCAAGGUCACAACCACUGAUGAUCCUGUGAUUAGGCGUUUGGCAAAUGAGGAUAAAGCGACGGUUUUUGCUACUGAUUCAAUUUUGUCGACACUUAUGUGCGCUGCUAGAUCAGUUUACUCGUGGGAUAUUGUUGUCCAGCGCGUUGGAAACAAGCUAUUCCUUGAUAAGAGAGAUGGAUCGCAGCUUGAUUUGCUAGCCGUGCACGAGACGUCGCAGGAGCCAUUGCCUGAUACCAAGGAUGACAUCAAUUCCAUGCACUCUUUGAGCGUGGAAGCUGCUUAUAUCAACCUGAACUUCUCGCAGCAGGCUUUGAUCAGGGAUGCAAGCAAGGUGACUUUCGAAGAGCCCAACCCCUUUGCUAAUGAAGGCGAGGAAGUGGCUCCGGUUGCUUAUAGGUAUAGACGGUGGAAAAUGGCCGACGAUAUGUAUCUUGUCUCGAGAUGUGAGGUGCAGGGCGUGGUGGAUAUAAACAAUCAGAGGUCGUUCGUGACACUGAACGCAUUGAAUGAGUUUGAUCCUAAAUAUUCAGGUGUCGACUGGAGGCAGAAGCUCGAGACGCAGAGGGGUGCGGUUCUGGCAACUGAGUUGAAGAACAAUGCAAAUAAGUUGGCGAAAUGGACGACACAGGCUUUGCUGGCUGGUGCCGAUAUGAUGAAGUUGGGGUAUGUUUCUAGGGUUCACCCGAGGGAUCAUUUCAACCAUGUGAUAUUGGCAGUUGUGGGAUACAAACCAAAGGAUUUUGCUACGCAGAUUAAUCUGAAUACUUCGAACAUGUGGGGAAUUGUUAAGAGUAUUGUGGACUUGUGUAUGAAGUUGAAGGAGGGCAAAUAUGUUCUUGUUAAGGAUCCAUCGAAGCCGCAGGUGCGGAUUUACGAUGUGCCCCAGGAUGCUUUUGAUAAUGAUUAUGUAGAGGAGCCAUUGCCGGAGGACGAGCAGGUUCAGCCUCCAGCUGAGGAUGCAGAUGGUACUGAAGCAAGUGCUGCUGUUGAUGGAGCUGCCGAAGAUAAGGAGGUUGCCAAGGAAGUUGUUGCUGCUGCUUAAUGUCCGAAAAAUUUGGGCCUAUACUCAUUUUGUGAAGUAAACAUCCCCAUAAAAAGAGGUUAGUUUCUGUAUUGCACCAGUCAAGUAUAAGUAUAAACUGAGGUGGUUGCAAUAUGGAAGUAUUAAAUGUCAUGAUUGCAGUAGGAUUGUUUUAAAGGAGGUGAUAAUAUUCAUGAGGUGAUUGCGCUAUGAUAGUAUGAAAUGAGGGGACUGCAAUGAAAUAGUAUAGAGUAAGGUGACUGCCUCAGGGCAUAUAAAUAGUUUGGGUUGGCUAUGAUUUUAUAUUUUCUUAGCAACAGACUGGACUAGUAUCAUGUCAGACUAACAAUUAAGUAAUCAAUUCAAUAUAAAUGAAAGAUUUGACCCAAGUUUUGACAUGGUUUCGUGACUAAUGAAAUUCUCAGUCAGAAAUUUUUCUAAAAUUACUUUAUAUACACCAUUCAAAUUCCUUGUUUGGUGUUAUUACUGCUCUUCUAUCAACAAUUAAACCUAUGAACUAAACUAUAAAUUUAUUUGCUACUGUUUUUUCUUUGAUCUAUAUGUUUCUAAGGGUUUUCUCUGCUUUCAUGUGGCAUGAAUAUUUGAAUGAACUUGUUCUUUUCUGCAUAAGUACUAUUAAAUCCCACUUAAGAUGUUGUAAAUCCAUUUGCAUGAUGAUCAUUGGUGCUUGUCUUGAGCAUGCUUGCUGGUUUUGCAUAGUUUGAAACCUUUGAAUCAAGAGUGUUUCUACCAUGACCGUACCAAUAUGGUUGCAUCUCACAUUCCAUCAUCUUCCAUAAUUUAUGUUUGCUCUUUACA